AUGGAAGCUUGGUACCUGGAACUGCAGAUCGCUAAAUUUCGUAUACUGCUCGAGCAGUUAGAACCCCACAAGUUCGGUAUCGUGGCUUUGCAGGAAAUCUGUCGCAAGGGUGAGAAGGUGUGGAAGGUCCGCGGCGGUAAGGCCCAGUCUUACCAGAACGGUGGGGCUACCAACGAGCUGGGAACGGGCUUUGUAGUGUUGGGCAGAAUGUUGGAUCGCGUUAUUAAUUGGAAGGCGAUCAACGAAAGGAUGUGUGUACUGAGGAUAAAAGGCCGGUUCUACAACUACAUCAUCAUCAACGUGCAUUGUCCGCACGAAGGUAGACCCGACGACGAGAAGGAAGCGUUUUAUGCGCAGCUGGAAGCGACAUACGUCAGCUGUUCACCACGGGACAUCAAGAUCGUCAUCGGGGAUAUAAACGCCCAGGUUGGUAGGGAAACAAUGUACAGACCGAUGAUAGGCCCAUGCAGUCUACACACCGACACGAACGACAACGCUGGCAUCAACUUCGCAGCUUCCCGAGGCCUGGUGAUCAGAAGCACUUUCUUCCCCCGCAAGGAUAUUCAUAAAGCCACUUGGAGAUCACCUGACCAACAUACAACAAACCAAAUUGACCACGUCCUCAUCGAAGGCCGAUUUUUCUCAAACAUCACUAACAUACGCUCCCUGCGCGGUGCGGAUAUUGACUCGGAUCACUACCUAGUGGGAGUACAUGUGCGCUCAAAACUAUCGAGAGCUUACAACUCACGGCAAAACCGCCCUCCUCGGUUUAACAUUCGACAGUUAAAAGACCCGCAAGCUGCCGAGAAUAACGCGCGCCUGUUGGAUAAGGCACUACCCUACUAUCUCGAAGACGGCUGGAGUAAGAUUAGCUCUGCCAUCGAAGAGACCGCAACCGCGGUACUACGUGAGGAGACUACGAGCCCAAGAAACAACUGGUUCGACGGGGAGUGCCAGCAAGCAAUGGAGAGAAACAAAACAGCUUGGAAAAACUAUCUGAGCAUUGCCACGAGGGAGAAUUUGGCCAAAUAUCGACGAGCGCGGAAUUUGACCACGAUACUGAGGCGAAAAAAGCGCCAGCAGGAGGACAGGGAUCGCGACGAAUUAGAAAAACUAUUUCAGGCUAAUGAUACGCGCAUGUUCAAUGAGAAGGUGAACCAAUCUCGUAAGAGCUACACACCGAAUCCAGACAUGUGUAGGGACGAGAAACGAAACCUGAUUACAGCGAGCGCGAGGUGGUCGACAGGUGGCAGCAGUUCUUCGAUAAGCACCUCAAUGGCGAGAUAG
This is a messenger RNA of Toxorhynchites rutilus septentrionalis, 1287 nucleotides long. RefSeq lists its product as uncharacterized. NCBI's taxonomy places the organism in Eukaryota, Metazoa, Arthropoda, Insecta, Diptera, Culicidae. The record is from RefSeq and is a predicted model, not a curated record. The transcript has a single exon. The coding region runs from base 1 to 1287 and encodes 428 amino acids.